This is a messenger RNA of Acinonyx jubatus (cheetah), 6203 nucleotides long. It is a transcript of the gene UBE3B, whose product is annotated as ubiquitin protein ligase E3B. Gene Ontology annotation, molecular function: ubiquitin protein ligase activity; protein binding. The transcript is spliced from 27 exons. Gene Ontology annotation, biological process: ubiquitin-dependent protein catabolic process; protein polyubiquitination. The record is from RefSeq and is a predicted model, not a curated record. NCBI's taxonomy places the organism in Eukaryota, Metazoa, Chordata, Mammalia, Carnivora, Felidae. Bases 985 to 4191 code for a protein of 1068 amino acids.
CUGAUGAUCUUUUCAUGUGGGCGCUGCUUUGAGGGAGGUAACAUGGUAAAGGGAUUGUUUUCCAGAAGUCUGGAUUUCUGAGUAAUCCCUUUGAAUAAUUUUGUCAGCUUGACUGCUUAUAUAGUUGGGAUAGAAUGACAAAGUUUUCAAGCAUCCAAAGAAAUCAUUUCAGCGUGGGAGGCUCCACGGACCCAUGUUGUGUGCUCUAGGCAUAGCCAAAGCCACAUCUUUGGGAAAAGAUAGUGAUUGGUGAUUUAGAUAAAAAUGUAAUGGACAGUUUAGACCCUCUGUCCAAAACAUGCCAGUCAGUGGAUGGACAGAUUCUGCUCCGAAGUCCUUAUCAGCCCUUGGCAGAAUGGGAACAGUAAGGACAGCCGGGUAAGUUAUACAUAAAACCGAAUGUAUUCAACCUAACAGAUUGUCUUGCAUUUUGGACUCACACGUUUGGUUUUUUAGCGUUAAAAUGGCUCUUUUUCCAAAAAAAUAAAGUGAAAUAAAAUAAAAAAUAAGGGCUUAUUUUGUGCUGGGCACAAAGUAGAUACCAGUAAAUAUUUGUCUAGUGAACAGAGAAAUGAAAUAAUGGUGACGGUAAAUAAUUAUGUUCGACUUUUUUUCCCUUCAAGCCUGUACUUUGCAAAAUAAAUUUGACUGAUCAGCUUUAGACUGCUCCAGAAAAUUCAAAUACCUAGGAACCUUUGACCUAGAGGAUGCCUGGUUUGAAUUAGAGCUUUAUGGAUGGAACCGGUUCAUGCUUUGUUCAUCUGUUAAACAAUUACAGAGCCCACACCCUGUGGCAGAUGCUUUGCUCUUAAGAAGAUGUGAUUAUUUAAUGCAGGAAAAAGCACCGCUGGUCUAGAUGAGGUGCAUGAAAAGAGCCGAUAGGAAGUUGGGACUUGUGCCAGGAGAGCUAUUAGCUGCUGUGGAGGGAACUGAAGGGUCCUGAGUAGCUCUGCUGCUGCCCGAGGUUUGUGCAAACUUGCAAACAUGUUCACCGUUUCUCAGACCUCGAGAGCGUGGUUCAUCGAUAGAGCCCGUCAGGCUCGGGAGGAAAGGCUGGUGCAGAAGGAGCGGGAGCGGGCGGCCGUCGAGAUCCAGGCCCAUGUUCGCAGUUUCCUGUGUCGGAGGCGACUGCAGAGAGAGAUCCGGAGAGAGAUCGAUGAGUUUUUUAAAGCCGAUGACGUGGAGUCCAGUAAAAGAAGCGCACUUUGUAUUUUUAAGAUUGCCAGGAAACUGCUGUUCUUGUUCAGAAUUAAAGAGGAUAAUGAGAGAUUUGAGAAGUUGUGUCGCUGCAUCCUGAGCAGCAUGGAUGCUGAGAACGAACCCAAGGUGUGGUAUGUGUCCUUGGCUCUUUCCAAGGAUCUCACCCUCCUGUGGAUUAAACAGAUCAAACACAUUCUUUGGUGUUGCUGUGAGUUUCUUGAGCAGCUCAAGCCUGAAAUCUUACAGGACUCCAGACUCAUCACGCUGUACCUCACGAUGCUUGUCACCUUCACAGACACUUCAACAUGGAAAAUCCUCCGCGGAAAAGGGGAGAGUCUUCGACCGGCCAUGAACCACAUCUGUGCAAAUAUAAUGGGACAUCUCAACCAGCAUGGAUUCUAUCCUGUGCUGCAGAUGCUGUUAACCCGUGGCCUGGCAAGACCCCGGCCUUGUCUGUCCAAAAGCACUUUAACUGCGACCUUUUCUCUCGCACUGCGCCCUGUGAUUGCUGCACAAUUUUCAGACAGUCUGCUUCGGCCAUUCCUCAUCCACAUCAUGUCCGUGCCUGCUCUCGUGACUCACCUCAGCACAGUGACCCCUGAGCGCCUCACCGUUUUAGAAUCUCAUGACAUGCUUCGUAAAUUCAUCACAUUUUUAAGAAACGAAGAUCGAUGCCGUGACGUAUGUGAAAGCUUAGAAGGAUGCCAUACGCUUUGUCUCGUGGGCAACCUUCUGCAGUUGGGCUCCCUCAGCCCCAAGGUGUUAGAGGAAGAGACGGAUGGGUUCGUGAGUUUGCUCACCCAGAUGCUGUGCUACUGUCAGAAGUACGUGUCCCAGAAGAAAUCCAACCUGACGCACUGGCACCCCGUCCUCGGCUGGUUCUCCCAAUCUGUGGACUAUGGCCUUAACGAGUCCAUGCCCUUGAUCACCAAACAGCUGCAGUUCCUGUGGGGGGUGCCUCUGAUCCGGAUCUUCUUCAGUGACAUCCUGAACAAGAAGCUUCUGGAGAACCAGGAGCCAGCCCACGCGCAGCCGGCAUCCCCCCAGAACGUGCUUCCCGUGAAGAACCUCCUGAAGCGCGCGUUUCAGAAGUCCGCAUCAGUUCGGAAUAUUCUCAGGCCUGUUGGGGGUAAGCGUGUGGACUCUGCGGAGGUCCAGAAGGUCUGCAACAUCUGCGUCCUCUACCAGACCUCGCUGACGACUCUGACCCAGAUCCGGCUGCAGAUACUCACAGGACUCACUUACCUUGAUGACCUGCUCCCCAAACUGUGGGCGUUUAUCUGUGAGCUGGGGCCCCACGGAGGGUUAAAGCUCUUCUCGGAGUGCCUCAACAAUGACACCGAAGAGUCCAAGCAGCUCUUGGCCAUGCUGACGCUGUUCUGUGACUGCUCCCGGCACCUCGUCACGAUCCUUGACGACAUCGAAGUUUACGAAGAACAAAUUUCAUUCAAACUGGAAGAGCUGGUCACCAUCUCCUCUUUCCUGAACUCCUUUGUGUUUAAGAUGAUCUGGGAUGGGAUCGUAGAGAACGCCAAGGGGGACACCUUGGAGCUGUUCCAUUCUGUCCACGGCUGGCUGAUGGUGCUGUACGAGAGGGACUGCCGGCGGCGCUUUGCCCCCGAGGACCACUGGCUGCGAAAGGACCUCAAACCUAGCGUGCUCUUCCAAGAACUGGACAAGGACAGAAGACGGGCACAGCUGAUCCUGCAGUACGUCCCUCACGUCGUUCCCCACAAAAACAGAGUUCUCCUGUUCCGAAACAUGGUUACCAAGGAGAAGGAGAAACUGGGGCUCGUGGAAACCAGCUCAGCCUCUCCCCACGUCACCCACAUCACAAUCCGACGGUCCCGCAUGUUGGAGGAUGGCUACGAGCAGCUCCGGCAGCUGUCCCAGCAUGCCAUGAAGGGCGUGAUCCGUGUGAAGUUCGUCAAUGACCUCGGGGUGGACGAGGCCGGCAUUGACCAGGACGGUGUUUUCAAGGAGUUCCUGGAGGAAAUCAUCAAGAGGGUGUUCGACCCGGCACUCAAUCUGUUCAAGACAACCAGCGGGGAUGAGAGGCUGUACCCUUCACCCACGUCCUACAUUCAUGAGAACUAUCUACAGCUCUUCGAGUUUGUGGGCAAGAUGCUGGGGAAGGCUGUGUAUGAGGGAAUCGUGGUGGACGUGCCCUUCGCCUCCUUCUUCCUGAGCCAGCUGCUCGGGCACCACCACAGUGUCUUCUAUAGCUCCGUGGACGAGCUUCCUUCACUGGACUCAGAGUUCUACAAAAACCUCACUUCUAUUAAGCGUUACGAAGGGGACAUCGCUGACCUGGGCCUGACUCUGUCGUACGAUGAGGACGUCAUGGGUCAGCUCGUUUGCCAUGAACUGACUCCUGGAGGGAAGACCACGCCAGUUACGAAUGCAAAUAAGAUUAGCUACAUCCAUCUGAUGGCCCACUUUCGAAUGCACACUCAGAUCAAAAACCAGACAGCUGCCCUCAUUAGCGGGUUCCGUUCCAUUAUCAAGCCCGAGUGGAUCCGGAUGUUCUCGACCCCCGAGCUACAGCGUCUCAUCUCCGGUGACAAUGCUGAGAUUGACCUGGAAGAUUUAAAGAAGCACACGGUGUACUACGGUGGGUUUCACGGAAGUCACAGGGUCAUCAUCUGGCUCUGGGAUAUUCUGGCCUCUGACUUCACACCUGACGAGAGAGCCAUGUUUCUGAAGUUUGUGACCAGCUGCUCCAGGCCCCCGCUCCUGGGAUUCGCCUACCUCAAGCCUCCUUUUUCCAUCCGCUGUGUUGAAGUGUCAGACGAUCAGGACACCGGGGACACCCUCGGCAGUGUCCUCCGGGGCUUCUUCACCAUCCGCAAGCGGGAGCCAGGCGGCCGCCUGCCCACAUCCUCCACCUGCUUCAACCUGCUCAAGCUGCCCAACUACAGCAGGAAGAGCGUGCUCCGCGAGAAGCUGCGCUAUGCCGUCAGCAUGAACACGGGCUUCGAGCUCUCCUAGCUCCCGCGCCCGCCCCCACCCUGGCCGACUCCCGGCGUCCCGGGCCCUUCGGCUCCGGGGGUAGUGGCGCCCUGGGAAAGUGACCACAAGCCAGGUGACCUCUCGCUCUCUAUAGCCAUGAGACUCCCCUGUGGCCUCAACAACUUGGGACGCACGUGACAACUCUAUAGCAUUCCCUAGGUGACACUGAUGGGAAGGGUGUUGAGAAUAAACCUCCAAGGUCCGCCAGCGCUGCUCCUUUUCUCCUACUUUCCGGGGGCCUGUGACGCAGAGGGCCUUCUUCUGAUGGUUUGGUUUCUCGGUGAGUCUUUUCUUUCCCUAACUCUGAGCUGCGUAUGAACAAGUCCCAAGAACUCCCAGGGUCCAGAGUGUUUCUCAUGACACGGGCCCGAGUGCGCAAAGCCCACUACAGGUGAGAUGCUCUCCUUCCGUUUCCGAAAACUCUACUCAGGUAAGGCCUCGCCAAGCCUCUAUGCACUCGACAAAGUCUCUGCCCCUCCGGGCCACAGCAGCCUCUCUCCAGACCGCCAGGCUCACCUGCUGCUCAGGGAAGCAGAGGUGCCCGCCAGGGAGGCCGUGGAGCCCAAGAAGUUCAGGGCGCUGCCCCCACCUCGAAACCACGCAUUCCACACAGCGGCAGUGCCCCUUCCCCUGUCUCGCCUCAGAUGCUGUGCGCACUCAGCAGGCUGAGCGGCCGGGAGGCUUCCACUGGCUUGGCCCCAUCUUGUGCACUCACUUUGGCAUCUGGCUUUGGGGGAAAAAAAAACCCUUGGCCCUUAAGAGCAACUCUGUUUCCAGAAGGCUCUGGCUCUUCCCCCAAACCUGCUGAUUCCUAAGAGGGCGGCUGCCUUCUCCCCGCUGGUGUGCCCUACUUGUUGUCUAGUAAGGAACAAGCACUAGCCAAGUUACCCAGCCUGUCCAGGCAGUGACUUUCCUCCAUUGAUGAUAAAGUUGCAAAACAAACAAACAAAAAAACCUUGGAUCUUACCGCUCAUCCAUCCUUAACGCAGGGAACCGGGAGCCCUUUCCCUGAUGGAGGCUCAAAGGGCUGAGGAAACUGAGUUGGGGUUUGGGGUUUUGUUUUUUUUACUUCAUUUUCUCUCCCAACCCAUUAUGCCCCCUCCCCCUGCCCUCAUUCCCACCCCUUGUCCUGAGAACUUUAGUCUAGAUCCAGGGACUUGAGACAGAGGCCGUGUCUGUGGCCUGUGUUGACAGCCAUCCACCCUCACCCACCCCGUCAAGCUCCUUACGCAUCCCUACCACCAAGGUAGAAGCCGGGAGUGCCUGGUCCCUCCUCUGCUCUGUGGAGCCGGCUGAGGGCUGACAGCUCUCUUCCGAGCAGCAAAGCACCUUCCGACAUGCUGGUGGCAAAGCGGGCAAGACCUGUCUCCAUGGCCUCCAUCAGAGGGUCACGGCUGGGUACCACGUCCUGCUCGGGUUCGACCCUGGCUCUGUUAGAGCCCCUGCACUUCUGGAGAACAGAGUUUUCCUUUGAUGGAAAGAUGGCAAGGAAUCUAAAGACAGACAGGAAUUUGUUAUUUAAGAUUUGUUAGUAACCUCUAGAUCUAUGGAUUUGCCACUUCAGAUAACCCGACUCUCCUAAAGCUCUCCUCUGAAUGCGUGCAGGUGCACUGAGCAGGUUUGCACGUUUAUGCUGCGGCCCAGAUUGUCCACCUGCACAAAGACGUGUGAUUCCCCCUCAGCUUUUAUUACCUGAGAAUCCGCCAGCAUGGGACUGCGGAGAGAGUGGUUUCCGAGCACCAACGUCAACUUUAUUUGUUCUUUUGAUGAGGAGGGGUAGUUUGUGAUUUCGUUUAAAUUCUCUUCAACAGCUGGAAAUAUUGCACUAUCUAAAACCCUGCUUCUGUACGUUUAUGGCUGGUGUUCGUGGACACCUCGAUGGCUCUUGAUGGCUCUAAAAAGUUGUGGCAUUUUUUUGUCAUUGUUGUUUCAUAGAUAACCUAGAGAUUAAAACGUGAUCAAAGGCUUUAUUAAAUUUGUACUUCAGCACA